GGUACCUUGCUGCAUCCUCCUCUCCAGAGCCCAGCACCAGCCCCUCCGGCACCCGCCUGCGCCCCCCGCCCAUGAGGACCCAUGACUGGAGCGUGGGGAUGAUGCCUGUGGCGCUCUGCCUCUGGGCUGCCCUGGCCCUGGUCUCCAUGGGGGGGACAGCCACAACCACCACAGCAAACAGCACCUCAGGGAUGAUUAAAACAGGGACAGCCACAACCACCAUGGGCACCUCCUCCUCUCCCAGCGAGAGCAGCCUCACGACCUCGGCCGAAUCCAGCACGGGCACCUCCUCCUCACCCAAGGAGAGCAGCCACACGACCUCAGCCAAGUCCACCACUGGCACCUCCUCCUCUCACAGCAAGAAAAAGCCCACGACCGAGGCUGAGACAACAAUGAGCAUCUCCUCCUCUCCCAGCGAGAGCAGCCGCACGACCGAGGCUGAGACUAGAAAUGGUACCUCCUCCUCUCCCAGCGAGAGCAUCUCCACGAGCUCGGCCGAACCCACCACGGACACCUCCUCCACGCCCAAGGAGAACAGCCACACAACCUCAGCCAAGUCCACCACUGGCACCUCCUCCUCUCCCAGCGAGAACAGCCCCAUAACGCCGGCCGAGAGCACCACGAGCACCUCAUCCUCUCAGAGAGAGAGCAACUCCAUGACCAUGGCCGAGACCACAACGAGCACUUUCUCCUCUCCCAGCGUUAGCGGCCACACGACUUCGACCGAGUCCACCACUGGCACCUCCUCCUCUCCCAGCGAGACCUUCUCCACGACCUCGGCCAAGCCCACCACGGGCAUCUCCUCCUCACACAGUGAAAACAGCCACAUGACCUCGUCCGAAAGCUCCACGGGAACCUCCUCAUAUCACAGCAAGAGCAUCUCCGCAACCUCGACCGAGCCCACCACGGGCACCUCCUCCUCUCCCAGUGACAGCAGCCAAAUGACCGUAGCCAAGACUAGAACGCGCACUGCCUCCACUCCCAGCCUGAGCAACCACACGACUUCGUCCGAGUCCACCACUGGCACCUCUAACUCUCACAGCGAGAACAGCCACAUGACCGUGGCUGAGACCACAACGAGAACCUCCUCCUCUUCCAGCGAGAGCAGCCCCACGACUUCGGCCAAAACCACCACUGGGAUCUCUUCCUCUCCCAGUGAGAACAGCCAUACAACCUCAGCUGAGCCCACCACGGGCACCACCUCCUCUGCCAGCGAGAGCAGACACACGACCGUGGCUGAGACCACAACAGAAACCUCCUCCUCUCCAAGCAAGACAAGCCACACGACCUCGGCAGAGACUACGACAGGUACCUCUUCCUCUCCCAGCGAGAGCAGGCACACAACUUCAGCCGUGUUCACCACGGGCACCACCUCUUCUGCCAGCGAGAGCAGCCACACAACCGUGGCCGAGACGACAACGAGCACUUACUCCACUCCCAGCCUGAACAGUCCCACAACCUCGGCCGAGCCCAACACAGGCAGCUACUCCUCUCCCAGUGAGAAGAGCCAUACAACCUCGGUCGAACCCACCACGCACACCUCCUCCUCUCCCAGCGAGAGCAGCCCUACGAGCUCUGCCAAGAGCUCCACGGGCACCACCUCUUCUCACACCGAGAGCAUCUCAGCGACCUCGGCCGAGACCACAACGGGCACUUCCUCCUCUCCCAGCGAGAGCAGCCACACGACCAUGGCUGAGACAACAAGAACCUCCUCCUCUCCCAGUGAGAGUAUCUCCACGACCUCGGCCGAACCCACCACGGGCAGCACCUCUUCGUUGCCCAGGCAGAGUAGCCAAACCACUUCUGCAGAGUCCACCACUGGCACCUUUUACUCUCGCAGUGAGAGCAGCCAUACGACCGUGGCUGAGACCACAAUGGGAACCUCCUCCUCUCCCAGCAAGACAAGCCACACGACCUCGGCCGAGACUAUAACAGGUACCUCUUCCUCUCCCAGCGAGAGCAGACACACGACCAUGGCCGAGACCACAAUGCCCAUGUCUUCCACUCCCAGCCUGAACAGCCCCACAACCUCGGCCGAGCCCAACACUGGCCCCUCCUCCACUCCCAGCAAGAGCAGCCGUACAACCUCGGUCGAACCCACCACGGGCACCUCCUCUUCUCACACCGAGAGCAUCUCCGCGACCUCGGCUGAGCCCAACACUGGAACCUCCUCCUCUCCCAGCAAGACAAGCCACAGGACCUCGGCCGAGACUACCAGAGGUACCCCUUCCUCUCCCAGCGAGAGCAGAAAUACGACCCUGGCCGAGACCACAAUGCCCAGUUCCUCCACUCCCAGCCUGAACAGCCCCACAACCUCGGCCGAGCCCAACACUGGCCCCUCCUCCUCUCCCAGCGAGAGCAGCCAUACAACCUCGGUCGAACCCACCACGGGCACCUCCUCUUCUCACACCGAGAGCAUCUCCGCGACCUCGGCCAAGCCCAACACCGGCACCACCUCCUCUGCCAUUGAGAGCAGCCACACGACCUCAGCCGUGCUCACCACGGGCACCACCUCUUCUGCCAGCAAGAGCAGCCUCACGACCGUGGCUGAGACCACAACAGGAACCUCCUACUCUGCCAGCAAGACAAGCCACACGACCUCAGCCGAGAACUCCACGGACACCUCCUCUUCUCACACCGAGAGCAUCUCCGCGACCUCGGCCGAGCCUAACACUGGAACCUCCUCCUCUCCCAGCAAGACAAGCCACAGGACCUCGGCCGAGACUACCAGAGGUACCCUUUCCUCUCCCAGCGAGAGCAGAAAUACGACCCUGGCUGAGACCACAAUGCCCAGUUCCUCCACUCCCAGCCUGAACAGCCCCACAACCUCGGCCGAGCCCAACACUGGCCCCUCCUCCUCUCCCAGCGAGAGCAGCCGUACAACCUUGGUCGAUUCCACCACGGGCACCUCCUCCUCGCCCAGCGAGAGCAGCCACACGACCUCUCCCAAGAGCUCCACGGGCACCUCCUCUUCUCACACCAACAGCAUCUCCGCGACCUCGGCCGAGCCCACAACGGGCACCUCCUCCUCUCCCAGCGAGAGCAGCCACACGACCAUGGCUGAGACAAGAAGAACCUCCUUCUCUCCCAGUGAGAGUAUCUCCACGACCUCGGCCGACCCCACCACGGGCACCUCUUCCUCUCCCAGCGAGAGAAGCCAUACAACCUCGGCUGAGAGCUCCACGGGCACCUCCUCUUCUCACACCGAGAGGAUCUCCGUGACCUCGGCCGAGCCCACAAUGGGCACCUCCUCCUCUCCCAGCGAGAGCAGCCCCAUGACCUCCGCCAAGAGCUCCACGGGCACCUCCUCUUCUCACACCCAGAGAAUCUCUGCGACCUCAGCCAAGCCCACAACGGGCACCACCUCCUCUGCCAGCGAGAGCAGCCACACGACCUUGGUCGAACCCACCACAGCCACCUCCUCGUCGCCCAAGCAGAGUACCCACAUGACCGCGACCGAGUCCACCACUGGCACCUCUUCAUCUGCCAGAGGGAGCAGCCGUACAACCUCGGUCAAAUCCACCAUGGGCAUCUCCUCCUCUCCCAGCGAGAUCAGCCACACGACCUCAGCCGUGUUCACCACGGGCAUCACCUCUUCUGCCAGCAAGAGCAGCCACACGACCGUGGCUGAGACCACAACAGGAACCUCCUCCUCUGCAAGCAAGACAAGCCACACGACCUCAGCCGAGAGCUCCACGGGCACCUCCUCUUCUCACACCGAGAGCAUCUCCGCGACCUCGGCCGAGCCCAACACUGGCUCCUCCUCCUCUCCCAGCGAGAGCAGCCAUACAACUUCGGUCGAACCCACCACGGGCACCACCUCUUCUGCCAGCGAGAGCAGCCACACGACCGUGGCUGAGACCACAACAGGAACCUCCUCCUCUGCAAGCAAGACAAGCCACAUGACCUCAGCCGAGAGCUCCACGGGCACAUCCUCUUCUCACACCGAGAGCAUCUCCGCGACCUCGGCCGAGCCCAACACUGGAACCUCCUCCUCUCCCAGCGAGAGCAGCCAUACAACCUCGGUCGAACCCACCACGGACCCCUCCUCCCCUCCCAGCGAGAGCAGCCAUACAACCUCGGUCGAACCCACCACGGGCACCUCCUCUCCCAGCGAGAGCAGCCAUACCACCUCGGUCGAACCCACCAGGGGCACCUCCUCCUCGCCCAGCGAGAGCAGCCCCACGACCUCUGCCAAGAGCUCCACGGGCACCUCCUCUUCUCACACCGAGAGCAUCUCCUCGACCUCGGCCGAGCCCAAAACGGGCACCUCCUCCUCUCCCAGCGAGAGCAGCCACACGACCAUGACUGAGACUACAAGAACCUCCUCCUCUCCCAGCGAGAGCAGGCGUACAACCUCGGUCGAACCCACCACGGGCACCUCCUCCUCGCCCAGCGAGAGCAGCCACACGACCUCUCCCAAGAGCUCCACGGGCACCUCCUCUUCUCACACCGAGAGCAUCUCCGCGACGUCGGCCGAGCCCACAACGGGCACCUCCUCCUCUCCCAGCGAGAGCAGCCACACGACCAUGGCUGAGACAAGAAGAACCUCCUCCUCUCCCAGUGAGAGUAUCUCCACGACCUCGGCCGAAACCACCACGGGCACCUCUUCCUCUCCCAGCGAGAGCAGCCAUACAACCUCGGCCGAGAGCUCCACGGACACCUUCUCUUCUCACACCGAGAGGAUCUCCGUGACCUCGGCCGAGCCCACAAUGGGCACCUCCUCCUCUCCCAGCAAGAUCAGCCACACGACCUCAGCCGUGUUCACCACGGGCAUCACCUCAUCUGUCAGCAAGAGCAGCCACACGACCGUGGCUGAGACCACAACAGGAACCUCCUCCUCUGCAAGCAAGACAAGCCACACGACCUCAGGCGAGAGCUCCACGGGCAUCUCCUCUUCUCACACCGAGAGCAUCUCCGCGACCUCGGCCGAGCCCAACGCUGGAACAUCCUCCUCUCCCAGCAAGACAAGCCACAGGACCUCAGCCGAGACUGCCGGAGGUACCUCUUCCUCUCCAAACGAGAGCAGACAUACGACCCUGGCCGAGACCACAAUGCCCACGUCUUCCACUCCCAGCCUGAACAGCCCCACAACCUCGGCCGAGCCCAACACUGGCUCCUCCUCCUCUCCCAGAGAGAGCAGCCGUACAACCUCGGUCGAACCCACCACGGGCACCACCUCUUCUGCCAGCGAGAGCAGCCACACGACCGUGGCUGAGACCACAACAGGAACCUCCUCCUCUGCAAGCAAGACAAGCCACACAACCUCAGCCGAGCACUCCACGGGCACAUCCUCUUCUCACACCGAGAGCAUCUCCGCGACCUCGGCCGAGCCCAACACUGGAACCUCCUCCUCUCCCAGCAGGACAAGCCACAGGACCGCGCGAGAUCAGCCACACGACCUCAGCCGUGUUCACCACGGGCAUCACCUCUUCUGCCAGCAAGAGCAGCCACACGACCGUGGCUGA
This is a messenger RNA of Malaclemys terrapin pileata, 5468 nucleotides long. Its product is annotated as serine-rich adhesin for platelets-like. Lineage: Eukaryota; Metazoa; Chordata; Testudines; Emydidae. The coding region runs from base 72 to 5468 and encodes 1798 amino acids. The record is from RefSeq and is a predicted model, not a curated record. The transcript has 3 exons.